AUGACCCAGCCCCAUUACCGGAACAGCGCGAUAAUGCUCGAAUUUGAGCGCCAACGCUCGGCCAGAGAUUCAGCAAACUGGGAGCUUGAUGCGCUCAUCGAGGAGCUGAACGCGUUGGAGACGGACCUGGCCAGUUCUAAGGGUGAUCAGCUACUUCUUGGAAUCCCGACAAUUUCGCCAAGUAAUUCAGAUGACCGGAUAAAGCACAAUGGUCAUCUACCACCCGUGCAACCUCGCCCAGUGGUUCACCCCGUACGCGUUGAAGUUGCCGAGCAGAGGAAUAGGGUGACAGCUGGUCCUCCCUCAUCCUGCAGCUCCCCAGAUGGAGAUUCAGCCUAUGGAGAGGGCUCUUCGACGAAUAGCCAUCAUCGUUUCCACGGCUCAAACGUCUCCUCAGCCGACAGUUGCCGUGAUUCUCUCAAUACGCCAUCACCAACCCAGGUCUCACCCCACCAACACCUCGCCACCGAGCAAAACCUCUCCCCCGAAGAGCUCAAAGCCCAAAAAAUCCGCGAAGCCCUGGAAAAGAUCAAAAAAGCCAACAUCACCCGCAUCUUUGUCAAGUUCUUCGUCGAGGUUGGCCAGCCGCUACAACUCCUUGUUGAUGAUGGCUGGACCGUUGCUGAGACAAUGCGCCAAAUCUCGCUCAAACACAAUAUGAUCCUCCACGAGGACCAUUGUAUUGUUGAGGAAUUUCCGGAUUUGAGAAUAAAGCGCAUCUACGAAGAUCACGAAAACAUGGUCGAAAACAUCCAACUCUGGGUCCACGAAUCCCCGAAUAAACUGUGGUUCGUGCGGCGCUCGGAUAAAUACCCCUUCGUCGAUCGUCCGGAGAAUUAUCUGGUCACUGAAAGGACCAAAGAUUUGAUGAAUGUGCCCGCUGGGGAGAGCUGGCCCCGGGAAGUCAAGCACAACUUCGUGGCGGAAUUUUUCUCUCGUACUCCCGUGAUUCCUCCACAACUUGAGGGUCAGCUGUUGGUGAAAGCGGAUGGGAGGAAGAGCUGGAAGAAGCAGUUUUUGGUGUUGAGGAAUAGUGGAUUGUAUCAGUCGCCAAAGGGCAAAAAAUCCUCAAAAGAUAUGGAAUGCCUGAUGAAUUUCCAUUCAUAUCAAGUCUACUCUGGGUUUGAUUGGAAGAAGAAGUACAAGGCCCCGACGGAGUGGUGCAUUUGCAUCAAGCUGACGGCGCUCCAAAUCAAGCGCUCUUCAUACAUUAAAUAUUUAUGUUGUGAGGAUGAGGCUACGUAUAGAAGAUGGGUUACUGCUCUCAGAAUCGCAAAGAAUGGCGCCGACAUCUAUCAAAACUGGGUCUCCGCUGUUGCCUACCGGAAACAAGAAGAAAAGAAGCUGAAUGACCGCGAAAUGGUCCGAGCUGAAUCGUCGAUCUCUAGCUCCACGAGGGGAACGAGCUCACCUCAGUUCUACAAUAAUGCAUCAUCUCCUCAACAUAAGGUCCAGGUUAUCCAGCGCCAACCGUCACCCUGUGUCUCUAUACAGCCAUCUACUUCCAUUUCCGCCACCUCAUCUGCCGCUCCAACUCCGACUCCGGAGCGUGCUUCGAGGAGCAUGUUUGAUAACGACGACCUGACCGGGACGAUCAAGAGGGCCCCUGAACAUCUCCUACGUCGUGCUCCCUCCCAAUCGACGCCUUCAACAGGGUCACCGGCUGACGAUGAAGUUGACAGCGAUGAAGACAGCUUCCCGGCUCCUCCCCCAACUAUCUCGGCAACCUAUGGAACCAUUCAGAAGCGAGCCUCAACCCAGAUGCAGCCGGACUCAAGGCCGAGCUCAUUCACCGCGAUACCAACGCCUGUGACUCCACCAAAAUCGAUGGGGCCCCCACCUGUUGCUGAGAAGCCGGCUCCUCCAGCUAGAACUACCCCGGUUUUGGCCACUGCUACGACACCAUUGGCUAAAAAAGCUCCUCCACCACCACCAAAACGCUCGGAAACAACUCGUGUCCAAUCCGUUGCCCCGCCCACCCCACAUCUCUCCGAACUUGAAGCUGCACUCGGCCGACGACGCGAACGAGUCGAAGGACUU
Messenger RNA from Mesorhabditis spiculigera, 2040 nucleotides. The record is from the annotation of a GenBank genome assembly. NCBI's taxonomy places the organism in Eukaryota, Metazoa, Nematoda, Chromadorea, Rhabditida, Rhabditidae.